Messenger RNA from Australozyma saopauloensis, 1035 nucleotides. RefSeq names its product 3-keto-steroid reductase (gene ERG27). Gene Ontology annotation, biological process: ergosterol biosynthetic process. The coding region runs from base 1 to 1035 and encodes 344 amino acids. The transcript has a single exon. Gene Ontology annotation, molecular function: 3-beta-hydroxysteroid 3-dehydrogenase (NADP+) activity. Gene Ontology annotation, cellular component: lipid droplet; mitochondrial outer membrane; endoplasmic reticulum membrane. The record is from RefSeq and is a predicted model, not a curated record. Lineage: Eukaryota; Fungi; Ascomycota; Pichiomycetes; Serinales; Metschnikowiaceae.
AUGACUAGAGAAGGAAAAGUUGCCGUCAUCACAGGCACCAAUUCCAAUUUGGGCUUGAACAUUGCCUACAGGUUGCUCAGCGAGAUCGAUAGUUCCACGAACAUUACCAUUGUGGUGACUUCUAGAACACUUCCAAGAGUCAAGGAGGUAAUCACAGCCAUCAGAGAUUUCUGCCGAGAGAAGUUGCCGCAGCGUACCGGAUGGUUAGAAUUCGACUACCUUUUGGUUGAUUUCACCGACAACGUCUCUAUUCUCAAUGCUGGUGAAGAAUUACGAAAGAAGUUCCUACACAUCGACUAUUUGUUCAUCAAUGCAGCUCAAGGUUGUUAUGAUGGAAUCGAUUGGAUCAAGGCUUGCAAGUGUAUUUGCACCAACCUUUUGGAUGCCGUUACAUAUCCCACUUACAAAAUCCAAGCAGUCGGCAGACAGUCCAAGGAUGGACUUGGUCUUGUCUUCCAUGGGAAUGUUUUUGGGCCAUAUUACUUCAUCCACAGGAUCAAGUCUUUGCUCAGUGGCGGCGGUAGAAUAAUCUGGAUUUCUUCUGUCAUGUCCAAGUCCAAAUACUUGUCGUUUGAUGACCUAGACCUUUUGAAAUCGCCUGAGCCUUACGAGGGCUCAAAGAGAUUGGUAGAUUUGCUUCAUACUGGAACUUACAAAAGCUUGAGGGCCCAAGAUGAUAUUUUCUCGUACGUGGUUCAUCCAGGAAUUUUCACAAGCUUCUCUUUUUUCCAGUAUCUCAACUUCUUGACUUACUACGGCAUGUUGAUCCUAUUCUACAUUGCAAGAUUUCUGGGCUCAGUUAUACAUAACAUUUCUGGUUACACUGCAGCAAAUGCUCCUGUCGCUGCAGCAUUGCAAGAUCUCGCUCAAGACAAAAAGCAUGCAUCGUUGAGCGAUCGCUCUGGACAUGGAUAUUUGGGAGUUUCCGAUAUAGAUCCAUCAGGUUGCGAGGAUGUGGUGGCGUACUUGGACAAGCUAGUCGAAGAGUGGGAUGAGGCUCUUAAGAACCAAAUAGCACCCACUAGAAAGAUUUAA